Molecule: messenger RNA, 3387 nt
Organism: Antechinus flavipes (yellow-footed antechinus)
Lineage: Eukaryota; Metazoa; Chordata; Mammalia; Dasyuromorphia; Dasyuridae
Gene: AP2A1
Product: adaptor related protein complex 2 subunit alpha 1
Exons: 24
Coding region: 149-3091 (980 amino acids)
Biological process (GO): intracellular protein transport; clathrin-dependent endocytosis
Cellular component (GO): AP-2 adaptor complex; membrane coat
Molecular function (GO): clathrin-cargo adaptor activity
Source: RefSeq, a predicted model, not a curated record
CCGCCUGCCUGCCGCGGUCCCUCCCUUUCUCCCUCAGCGCUGAGGAGAGGAGCGUCGGGUGGUCCCGGCCCCGGCCCCGGCUCCGGCUCCGCCCCCGCCCUCAGCACUCCCGACUCGGCCCCGGAGUCCGGGAGCCCCCGCCGCCAUCAUGCCGGCAGUGUCCAAGGGUGACGGCAUGCGGGGCCUGGCCGUGUUCAUCUCGGACAUCCGCAACUGUAAGAGCAAGGAGGCAGAGAUUAAGAGGAUCAACAAGGAGCUGGCCAACAUCCGGUCCAAGUUCAAAGGGGACAAGGCCCUGGAUGGGUACAGCAAGAAGAAGUACGUCUGCAAGCUGCUCUUCAUCUUCCUGCUGGGCCAUGACAUCGACUUCGGCCACAUGGAGGCCGUGAACCUGCUCAGUUCCAACAAGUACACGGAGAAGCAGAUUGGCUACCUGUUCAUCUCGGUGCUGGUGAACUCCACGUCGGAGCUGAUCCGCCUCAUCAACAACGGGGUCAAGAACGACCUGACCAGCCGCAACCCCACGUUCAUGUGCCUGGCCCUGCACUGCAUCGCCAACGUGGGCAGCCGUGAGAUGGGCGAGGCCUUCGCCGCCGACAUCCCCCGCAUCCUGGUGGCAGGGGACAGCAUGGACAGCGUCAAACAGAGCGCCGCCCUGUGCCUGCUGCGCCUGUACAAGGCCUCGCCCGACCUCGUGCCCAUGAGCGACUGGACGGCCCGCGUGGUGCACCUCCUCAACGACCAGCACAUGGGCGUGGUCACUGCCGCCGUCAGCCUCAUCACCUGCCUCUGCAAAAAGAACCCGGAUGACUUCAAGACUUGUGUCUCGCUGGCGGUGUCGCGGCUGAGCCGGAUCGUCUCCUCGGCCUCCACGGACCUCCAGGACUACACCUACUACUUCGUCCCUGCCCCGUGGCUGUCCGUGAAGCUGCUCCGUUUGCUGCAGUGCUACGCGCCCCCAGAGGACGCCGCAGUGAAGGGGCGGCUGGUGGAGUGUCUGGAAACGGUCCUGAACAAGGCGCAGGAGCCCCCCAAGUCCAAGAAAGUUCAGCAUUCCAACGCCAAGAACGCCGUCCUCUUCGAGACCAUCAGCCUCAUCAUCCACUACGACAGUGAGCCCAACCUCCUGGUCCGGGCCUGCAACCAGCUGGGCCAGUUCCUCCAGCACCGCGAGACCAACCUGCGGUACCUGGCCCUGGAGAGCAUGUGCACGCUGGCCAGCUCCGAGUUCUCCCACGAGGCCGUCAAGACCCACAUCGACACGGUCAUCAACGCCCUUAAGACGGAGCGGGAUGUCAGCGUGAGGCAGCGGGCGGCCGACCUCCUCUACGCCAUGUGUGACCGGAGCAACGCCAAGCAGAUCGUGUCGGAGAUGUUGCGCUACCUGGAGACGGCCGACUACGCCAUCCGGGAGGAGAUUGUGCUGAAGGUGGCCAUCUUGGCCGAGAAGUACGCCGUCGAUUACAGCUGGUACGUGGACACCAUCCUCAACCUGAUCCGCAUCGCGGGCGACUACGUGAGCGAGGAGGUGUGGUACCGCGUGCUCCAGAUCGUCACCAACCGGGACGACGUGCAGGGCUACGCGGCCAAGACCGUCUUCGAGGCCCUGCAGGCGCCCGCCUGUCACGAGAACAUGGUGAAGGUUGGGGGCUACAUCCUCGGGGAGUUCGGGAACCUGAUUGCCGGGGACCCGCGCUCCAGCCCCCCGGUGCAGUUCUCCCUGCUGCACUCCAAGUUCCACCUGUGCAGCGUGGCCACGCGGGCGCUGCUGCUCUCCACCUACAUCAAGUUCAUCAACCUGUUCCCCGAGACCAAGGCCACCAUCCAGGCCGUGCUGCGGGCGGGCUCCCAGCUGCGCAACGCCGACGUGGAGCUGCAGCAGCGCGCCGUGGAGUACCUCACCCUCAGCUCCAUCGCCAGCACCGACGUCCUGGCCACAGUGCUGGAAGAGAUGCCUCCUUUCCCAGAGCGGGAGUCUUCCAUCCUGGCCAAGCUCAAGAGGAAGAAGGGCCCGGGGGCGGCCGGAGCCCUGGAGGAUGGGCGCCGGGAGCCCGGGCCCGGGGGUGACGUGAACGGGGGCGUGGAGCCGGCCCCCAGUGCCGGGUCUACGCCCUCGCCCUCCACUGACCUCCUGGGGCUGCGGGCGGCCCCUCCCCCGGCGGCCCCCCCGGCCCCCCCCAGCGCCGGCAGCCUCCUGGUGGACGUGUUCUCCGACGGCCCCCUAGGGGGAGCGCCCAGCCUGGGGCCCGGCCCCGAGGAAGCCUUCCUCAGCCAGCUGGAGCCCCCGGCCCCUGAGAGUCCUGGGGCCCUAUUGGCCGACCGGGCUCCAGCUGCUGACCCAGCCUCCGAGGACCCCGGCGUCCCCAUCCCGGAGGCUGACGAGCUUCUGAACAAGUUCGUGUGCAAGAACAACGGGGUCCUCUUUGAGAACGCCUUGCUGCAGAUCGGAGUCAAGUCUGAGUUCCGGCAGAACCUGGGCCGUAUGUAUCUCUUCUAUGGAAACAAGACCUCAGUGCAGUUCCAGAGCUUCUGUCCCACUGUCACUCAUCCUGGGGACCUCCAGACUCAGCUGGUGGUGCAGACCAAGCGGGUGCCAGGCCAGGUGGAUGGAGGUGCCCAAGUGCAGCAGGUCCUCAACAUCGAGUGCCUCAGGGACUUUGUCACCCCGCCCCUGCUCACCGUGCGCUUCAGGUAUGGGGGGGCUCCACAGGCCCUCACCCUCAAGCUCCCCGUGACCAUCAACAAGUUCUUCCAGCCCACCGAGAUGGCCGCCCAGGACUUCUUUCAGCGUUGGAAGCAGCUAAGCCUCCCCCAACAGGAGGCCCAGAAAAUCUUCCAAGCCAAUCACCCCAUGGAUUCCGAGGUGACCAAGGCCAAGCUCCUCGGCUUUGGCUCGGCCCUGCUGGACAACGUGGACCCAAACCCGGAGAACUACGUGGGUGCCGGGAUCGUGCAGACCAAGGCCCUGCAGGUGGGCUGCCUGCUCCGGCUGGAGCCGAACGCCCAGGCCCAGAUGUACCGCCUGACGCUCCGGACCAGCAAGGAGAGCGUGUCUCGGCACCUGUGUGAGCUGCUGGCCGAGCAGUUCUGAUCUCAGACCCCGUGUACCCCGGGUCCUGGAGGAUGAGGGGGGGCCGUGUGCUGAGGGGCUUGGCUCCCGGGGUCAGAGCCAGGGGCUCCAGAACUCCGGGCCGAGGGUGCCCUGGCCGGGGCCGUCCCCUUUGCCCUUUUGUAUCUAUUUUUUGAGCUGCUGCUGUUUACAGUGUCGGGGUCCCCCUCCCUGAAGCACAGAGGGGAAGGGGCUCGGGCCAUCCCCUCCCCUGCCCUGCCCCUAGACCACCGUGUAUUAAUGUGAGCGAAUAAAAGAUGAGACGCUGGUGCAGUGCA